Molecule: messenger RNA, 1002 nt
Organism: Debaryomyces hansenii CBS767
Lineage: Eukaryota; Fungi; Ascomycota; Pichiomycetes; Serinales; Debaryomycetaceae
Product: DEHA2B00572p
Exons: 1
Coding region: 1-1002 (333 amino acids)
Cellular component (GO): cytosol
Molecular function (GO): aldose reductase (NADPH) activity
Source: RefSeq, a predicted model, not a curated record
AUGGCCGAAACUAUAACUAAAACUCAACCACAAAGCCUUAAACUCAGAUCUGGCUUCGAAUUACCACAAGUUGGCUUUGGUUUAUGGAAAAUUCCAAAAGAUAAGACCGCACAAGUUGUGCAUGAUGCAAUUAAAUGCGGGUAUAGAAAUUUUGAUGGUGCUUAUGACUAUCAAAAUGAAGAAGAAGCUGGGGAAGGUAUCAGAAAGGCAAUUUCUGACGGGCUAGUAACUAGAGACGAAAUCUUUGUAACAACCAAGCUAUGGAACAAUUACCACUCUAAAGAGAAUGUCUUCAAAUCAGCCAAAUGGCAGAACGAAGCUUGGGGAUUAGGCUACAUUGACUUGUACUUAAUGCAUUUCCCCAUUGCCUUAAAGUAUGUGGAUCCUAAGGAAAACCAAUACCCAGCUUGGUGGGCAGAUAAGGAAAUGACUAUUGUACAACCUGAUAGAGUUCCAAUUAGAGAAACAUGGGAGGCAAUGGAAUCAUUGGUAGAUUUAGGAAUUGCAAGAUCGAUUGGAGUUAGCAAUUUCCAGGCACAAGCAAUCUACGAUAUUUUGACAUAUAAUAGCUUACCAAUCUCAGCUUUACAGGUGGAACAUCACCCGUAUUUGGUUCAACCAGAAUUAUUUCAACUAUGCCAAGAACAGAAUAUUGCCUUUAUUGCUUACUCGUCGUAUGGACCACAAUCAUUUCUUGAACUUCCUGGAUCAUUCUCUGAGUUGGCAAAUGAUAUUACUCCAUUAUUUCAAAAUAAAACUAUUUUAUCGAUUGCCUCGACCCAUAAAAAGUCCCCCGCUCAAGUAUUGUUGAGGUGGGCCACUCAAAGAGGCGUUGUAGUUAUUCCAAAAGCUUCAUCGCAAACCCAUUUAGAACAAAACUUACAGUUAGACUUUGAUUUAUCAGAGGAUCAAAUAAAUUCCAUUUCGAAGUUAGACAUUGGAUUGAGAUUCAAUGACCCUGGGUUCUACUUAAAGAGUCAUCCAUUACAUAUAUUUGCUUAG